AUGCUGAGCAGGCAGCUGGCAGCGCAGGCGCCCGCCUGGCUGCGGGCGGCGGGGGCGCGUGGCGCGGCGGCGGCGGCGGGCGAGGUCGUCCCGGUGAAGGGGAGGAGCGAGGACGGCAUCACCACCACCGUGCCCGGCCAGGCCUUUGUGGGGGACCUGCGGUCCACCAGCGCGCUGGCGGGCGAGCACAAGAGCCCCAUGGAGUACAUCCAGAGCACAGAGCCGAUCAAGGUCCACGGCCUGGUGGUGGCCUCCUACGGAUACGACGACCCUGCCCUGGGCUGCCCUGUCGAGUACAUCAACCUCAAGGGGACCACCCGCGACAACCCCGCCGUGUGCAAGUACACAGGGAACAAGUUCUAUUCCGACGACUGGGUGGGCGGCGGGGCCCACUAG
Messenger RNA from Chlorella variabilis, 396 nucleotides. RefSeq lists its product as hypothetical. The coding region runs from base 1 to 396 and encodes 131 amino acids. The transcript is spliced from 5 exons. The record is from RefSeq and is a predicted model, not a curated record. Lineage: Eukaryota; Viridiplantae; Chlorophyta; Trebouxiophyceae; Chlorellales; Chlorellaceae.